AUGAGGCGGUGCGGUGCGGCACUGUCCUUCCUGCUGAGUGAGCGAGUCCAGGAGCCGGUGGAUUCUGGAGCGGUCCCUGCCAGCCCUCUAGGUGGGGGUGUGAUCCGGAGACAUUUCUCAGGGACCCUGCUGAUGCCUCCACCGUCCAGCAGCCUCAGGUCCUCAGGGGAGGCAGAGUCUGGUGCCCAUGUGGUUUUCACCAUCGGAACUCGAGGGAAAGAGAGAAACCAGGACCCAACUCAGAGCAGCUUUGACCUGGAAAAUGGGUUGGCGAGCGGCAGGGGGCCCCUGGACCCGCAGUGCGGCCGCGCCCUCCACCCCCCGGGUCCGCACGGCCAGCGGCGCGAGUCCUUCCUGUACCGCUCGGACAGCGACCACGAGCCCUCGCCCCAGGCCGUGUCCCGGAGCUCCUCGGCGGCCAGCGAACUACAUGGAGAAGACAUGAUCGUCACGCCCUUCGCCCAGGUGCUGGCCAGUCUCAGGACCGUGCGCGGCAACGUGGCCGCCCUUGCCCACGGCCCGGGCAGCGCCAGGCAGCCGCUCCUGGGGACCCCUCCGCGCAGCAGCCCGCCCGCCCACACAGGGGACUCGGAGCUGGCGCAGCAGACUCUGGAGGAGCUGGACUGGUGCCUGGAGCAGCUGGAGACACUGCAGACGCGGCGCUCGGUGGGCGAGAUGGCGUCCAACAAGUUCAAGCGCAUGCUCAACCGCGAGCUGACCCAUCUGUCGGAAACCGGCCGCUCGGGGAACCAGGUGUCCGAGUUCAUCGCGCAGACCUUCCUGGACCAGCCGGCCGAGGUGGAGCUUCCCCCGCUGCCCACGGAGGACCACCCCGCGCCCCUGGCCAGCGCGCCGCGCCCCGCCAGCCUCCCCGCCGGCGCCGUGCCCCGCUUCGGGGUCCACACAGACCAGGAGGGGCAGCUGGCCAAGGAACUUGAAGACACCAACAAGUGGGGACUGGACGUGUUCCGAGUGGCCGAGCUGAGCGGGAGCCGGCCGCUCACAGCCGUGGUGUUCAGCGUCCUCCAGGAGCGGGGCCUGCUCAAGACGUUCCAGAUCCCCGCGGACACGCUGCUGGCGUACCUGCUCACGCUGGAGGGUCACUACCACGCCGACGUGGCGUACCACAACAGCGUGCAUGCUGCGGAUGUGGUGCAGUCUGCGCACGUGCUGCUGGGCACCCCCGCCCUGCAGGCCGUGUUCACAGAUCUGGAAGUCUUGGCGGCUGUCUUUGCAUGCGCUAUCCACGACGUGGACCACCCGGGGGUCUCCAAUCAGUUUCUCAUCAACACCAACUCGGAGCUGGCGCUGAUGUACAAUGACGCGUCGGUGUUGGAGAACCAUCACCUCGCCGUGGGCUUCAAGCUCCUGCAGGCGGAAAACUGCGACUUCUUCCGGAACCUCAGCGCCAAGCAGAGACUGAGUCUGCGCAGGAUGGUCAUAGACAUGGUGCUGGCCACAGACAUGUCUAAACACAUGAGCCUCCUGGCCGAUCUCAAGACCAUGGUGGAGACGAAGAGGGUGACCAGCCUCGGGGUCCUGCUCCUCGACAAUUACUCUGACCGCAUCCAGGUCCUACAGAGCCUGGUGCACUGCGCUGACCUCAGCAACCCCGCCAAGCCGCUGCGGCUCUACCGCCAGUGGACCGACCGCAUCAUGGCCGAGUUCUUCCAGCAGGGCGACCGCGAGCGGGAGCUGGGCCUGGAUAUCAGCCCCAUGUGUGACAAGCACACGGCCUCGGUGGAGAAAUCCCAGGUGGGAUUCAUUGACUACAUCGCCCACCCACUGUGGGAAACGUGGGCCGACCUGGUGCACCCCGACGCUCAGGAGCUGCUGGAUACCUUGGAAGACAACAGAGAGUGGUAUCAGAGCAGAAUACCCUGCAGCCCCACCCACACCACGGGCCCUGACAGGUUCCAGUUUGAGCUAACCCUGGAGGAGGCAGAGGAGGAGGAGGACGGAUAAUGAAGGACAGGCUCGGCCCUGGACAUCCGGUCCUCAGAGUCACCCGGCGCCUGUCCUCCAGGACCAGCCCAGAGUGCAAGGCCUGCCUUAUCCAACAAGAUUUGGGGCCAGCCUAGCAUGGACCACGAAGUCACCGCCAGGCUCUGGGCACCUCUGGGCGCUGGUGACCUCUGGAGCGAUUCCCGUGGUACCAGCUUCUCUUCCCACCCGUCAGGGCGGACAGCCGAGGUUUACGCAUAGACAAGGCUUGGGGUCCGCUCUGACCACGGCUUGGCUGGAAAGGCGCUGGUGUCUGGGGGGUGCCUCCCCGACACUGCUCCUGCCUCAGCCUGCACCCGGGCUGGGGCUCUCUCUGCCUUUCGUUCGUUCGUUUGGAUUCUUUUCGAUGGAAGACGGAAGCCCGGUUCCCAUGCCCUGUGAGCAGAGCGACCCCAGCCCCCCAGUCGC
Molecule: messenger RNA, 2412 nt
Organism: Peromyscus eremicus (cactus mouse)
Lineage: Eukaryota; Metazoa; Chordata; Mammalia; Rodentia; Cricetidae
Gene: Pde4c
Product: phosphodiesterase 4C
Exons: 16
Coding region: 1-1965 (654 amino acids)
Biological process (GO): signal transduction
Cellular component (GO): cytosol; perinuclear region of cytoplasm; nucleus
Molecular function (GO): 3',5'-cyclic-AMP phosphodiesterase activity
Source: RefSeq, a predicted model, not a curated record